UAACCCACGUAUCGAGCUAAGAACAAGCAUAUGGAGAGUUUGAGUCGGUUCAUGAAAUAUUCUGAGUUUGUAAGGAAGCCCAGUACCACCCACUGGCUUCUUUCAGUUCCUGUGUUUUCACUACUGCUGCUGCUUUCCUACUCAUCGUGGCUGUCUUUCUUCCUCCGGGUUUCGUUUAGAUUUGAGUGCUCCUUCUUCUCCACAGUUGUUCCUAUUCAGCAGUUGUUCAGCCACAGCAUUGACAAGAACUGCAUGUUCCUCCUCUGCAAUGGAAUCCUGGCUUUCCUCGCCGCAGCCAACUCUGGUUUAGUCAGCUCUACUACCACUACUGCUGCUGCUACUACUACAUCAGAAUCUGAUCAUCAUGUUCAAUUAGUGUCAGUAAUAUUGGAGAACAAGGAAGCAUCUGUGAUGGAUACCAGCAGUGUGGAGAUUAAUGCUGCUGUGGAGAACCCGUGCUUCAUGCAAGAAGAGCCCAGAGGAGAAGCCGCAAACAUAAUAAUUGAAGAAGAAGAAGAAGGAGAAGAAGAAGAGGAAGAAGGAGAAGAAGAAUUAGAAGAAGAAGAAGGAGAGCAAGAAGGAAGCAUUCAACCUUUUAGCACAGAAGAUGAGAAGGAAAAAGAGGUAGAAGAAGAAGAAGAAGAAGAAGAAGAAGAAGGAGAGCAAGAAGGAAGCAUUCAACCUUUUAGCACAGAAGAUGAGAAAGAAGAAGAAGAAGAAGAAGAAGAAGAAAGAAAUGGGUUGAGCACCGAAGAAUUGAACAAGAAGUUUGAAGAUUUUAUUAGAAGGAUGAAGGAAGAACUCAGGAUCGAAGCUCAGAGACAGUUGGUCAUGGUUUAGUAUUGUUUUAUUCAUCAUCAUCACCACCUCCUUGAAAUUAAAUUUAGCAGAUCGUAGCUGAUGAGUCAAUUAAUUUGAUUAGGAUUGUAUAUCCAUGCAUGCUUAGUUUUGAAGUAGUUUAGAGUUUUGAUUUUUCUGUUUUCUUAAUUUGCACUUCAUUUCGCGACUUCUGCUGUUUUAUUAGUUACAGAGUACACUCUCUACUUUGUCAUGAUAUAUUAGUUGUUUUAAUGUACCUAAAUGUUUUGUC
Messenger RNA from Malania oleifera, 1090 nucleotides. RefSeq lists its product as uncharacterized. The record is from RefSeq and is a predicted model, not a curated record. Lineage: Eukaryota; Viridiplantae; Streptophyta; Magnoliopsida; Santalales; Ximeniaceae. The transcript has a single exon. The coding region runs from base 31 to 840 and encodes 269 amino acids.